GAGUUUCCACAGAAUCUACCUCAGCGCACCCCUUCUUCUGGCCCAAUAGCAAGCCUUGUUUGAUCCGCCCAUUCCAUUCCAGUGAUUUAGCUCAGCGAGGAAACAACGAGCACAUCCUUCAGCAACGCACGCUUUGUGCCAAGGUCAGGAGCAUCUUAUCUCGAUCCACUCGCAUUCAUCACCACGAAAUAGAUACCACCGUUCGAGAUGCAGCCGACGGAGGAGAGCCUCAAGUCGCUCGCGCAGUGCUUCCUCCAGACGCUCGCACCGGACCCCGAGCCGCGCAAGCAGGCGGAGAAUUUCCUCAAGACGGCGGCGGCGCAGCCGGGGUUCGGCAUCACGGUGCUGGCGCUGAUCGCGACGCCCGGAUUGGACGAGCAGGUGCUGCAGCCGGCCGCCGUCAACUUCAAGAACUUCGUCAAGUACCACUGGGCGCCGUCCGAGCAUGACCCGCUCGGUCAUGUGCCCAUUCAGGACGAGGAGAAGGCGAAGAUCAAGGAGCACAUCGUGCCGCUCAUGCUCUCCGCGCCGCCCAAGAUCCAGGCGCAGAUCAGCGAGGCGCUCUCCAUUAUAAGCACGCACGAUUUCCCCGCCAAGUGGGAGAACCUCCUCCCCGAGCUAGUAUCGAAGCUGCCUUCAACGGAUUACGGCGUGCUCCUGGGGAUCCUCGAAACCGCGAAUUCCAUCUUUAAGAGAUUCAGGCACCAGUUUAAAUCCGCGCAGCUGUAUGCCGAGCUCAAGUACUGCCUAGAUCUGUUCGUGGCGCCGAUACUGGCGCUCUUUAUAAGCACGGGGCAGCUGAUCGCAGCCAAUCAGGACAAGCCCGAGACCCUCCGCGUGCUGCUCAACUGCCAGCGCCUCAUCUGCCGGAUCUUUUUUUCGCUCAACUCGCAAGAGCUGCCCGAAGUUUUCGAGGAUCACCUACAGGAAUGGAUGGGGGAGUUCCAUAAGUACCUCACUUAUGAGAAUCCGCUGCUGAACGAGAAGGACCCCGAGAAGGAGGGCAUAUUGGACCAGCUCAAAGCGGCCAUCUGCGAGAACAUCAACCUCUAUAUGGAGAAGAACGAGGAGGAGUUCAAGGACUUCCUGCCCACCUUCGUCACGGACGUGUGGACGCUCCUCAUCAAGCUCCCCCAGUCCCCCGAGGGGCUGGGGCCCGGGCGCGACCGCCUGGCCAUCGUGGCGAUCAAGUUCCUGACGACUGUGAGCCGCAGCGUGCACCACGCGCUGUUCAAAGACCCUGAGACCAUGCGGAAGAUCUGCGAGGGGAUCGUGCUGCCGAAUUCCAGGCUGAGGGACGAGGAUGAGGAGCUGUUCGAGAUGAACUUUGUUGAGUACAUCCGCAGGGACAUGGAGGGCAGUGACAGCGACACGCGGCGCCGCAUGGCAUGCGAGCUGGUGAAGGGCCUGUCCACCAGCUACGAGGCGGAGGUGACCCACCUUUUCUCGCAGUACGUCAACUCCGAGCUCGCCCAGUACGCAGCCAACCCCGACGCCAACUGGAAAGCCAAGGACACUGCCGUUUUUCUGGUGGUUGCUCUCGCGGUCAAGCAGAAAACGGCUGCGGCGGGAGCGACGGCGACAAAUAACUUGGUGAAUCUUGGAGAGUUUUUCUCCGGGCAGAUUCUGCCCGAGCUGCGGGCGGCGGACGUGAAUGCGCAGCCGGUGCUGAAAGCCAACGCGCUCAAGUUCCUGACCACGUUUCGCGGGCAGAUCCCAAAAGAAACGUGUCUGGAGCUGAUGCCGCAGCUGCUGCGGUUUGUGGGGGCGGAGUCGAACGUGGUGCACUCGUACGCUGCGAACGCCAUAGAGAGGCUGCUUAUGACGAGGGACGGCGCCCAGCUCAGGUUCUCAGGGGCGGACGUGGCGACGUUUGCGGAGCCACUGCUGGGGGAGCUGUUCAAAGCGCUCAAGAUGCCCGACUCGCAGGAGAACCAGUACGUGAUGAAGUGCCUCAUGCGGGUGGUUUCCACCACGGCCAGCCCCACCGCCAUCCUACCACUCGCCCUCCCCGCGCUCGUCGCGCUGCUCACGGCGGCGGGCCGCAACCCCUCCAAUCCCUCCUUCAACCACUACGCCUUUGAGGCUGUCGCUGCACUCGUCAGGCGAGCUGCAGCAGAGGACGCACCUGGCCAGGUGCCUGUGUGCGAGGCUCAGGUGUUUCCUCUGCUGCAGCUCGUGCUGGACGCGGACGUUCAGGAGUUUGCGCCGUACGCCUUUCAGCUCCUCGCGCUGCUCAUUGAGAGUCGCUCCGCCCCGCCGCUGCUGCCGCUGCCAGCAGCCUACAUGGCGCUCUUCCCGGCCCUCAUCACGCCCACGCUGUGGGAGCGAGCAGGCAACGUGCCGGCUCUCGUGCGGCUGCUGCAGGCGUAUCUCCAAAAGGCGUCCAAGGAGAUAGUAGCAGGCGGGCAGGUGCCCCCGGUGCUGGGCGUGUUUCAGAAGCUGAUAGCGUCCAAGCACUCGGACCACCAGGGCUUCUUCAUCCUCAACACCGUCGUCGAGCACCUUGACAACGCGUCCCUCGCGCCCUUCAUCCCCACCAUCUGGAAUCUCCUAUUCUACCGCCUGCAGAAUUCCCGCACGCCCAAGUUCGUGCGGGGCCUCCUCAUCUUCCUGUCUCUAUUCAUAGCCAAGCACGGCGUGGCCCCGGUGGUGGCGUCAGUCAACGCAGUGCAGCCGGGGCUCUUCCUGCAGAUCACAGCGAGUGUGUGGGCGCCCAGCCUGCCCACCAUCUCCGAUGCUGUCGAGACAAAGCUCUGCGCCGUGGCCGCCACGGACGUGCUUUGCCAGUGCAGCGAGUUACAGGCGGACGCCGCUCUGCCCACCUGGUCACGUCUCUUAGAUGCAGUGCUGACCCUGCUGGUGCAGCCCAAGGAGCAGAGGGAGGCGGCGCAAGCAGAAGAGCCCGACGUGCCUGAUGCAGACGAGAUCGCGUCGGGGUAUGCGGCUUCGUAUGCGCAGCUGCACCACGCAGGCAAGACUGAGGAGGAUCCUGUGAAGGAUAAGACAAGUGACGCGAGGCAGUAUCUGACGGUGGGGCUGGGGGCGCUGACAGGGAGGAGUCCAGGGAGGUUUGGAGGGGUGAUACAGCAGGGGGUGAGCGCUGGUAACUGGGAGGCGCUGGCGCGGUUUUGUGCUGGUUACGGCGUAACGCUUGCGUGAGUUGAGGAGGGGGGCAACAUGGUUCAGAAAUGCAGUGUAGCGAGUCGUCAAAUGCAGGUGAUUUUGAAGGUACUGCAUACGUACAGAUGGGACAUGUGCAGAGCUGAUUGCAGUCCAUACCACACCUGCUCUAAGGGUUGGGUUGCUUGCCCUUCCCCAGACACCCUGUGGAGUUUUGUCUGGUUAGCAUGUGUAGUGGUCAGGUCAAUCAUGUGGGUGGAUGGAUCGAGGAAGGUUCAACCUGUGCAAUUCACCCAGAGACCAAGGCAUGCCUUGCGACCACUAGACACCUCAAAGCUAACUACCGUAUUCUCCCAGAUACAAUACCUGCCGGAAUUAAAACCCGCGGCCCAAAUUGCGAGGCACGGCCUGCAUUUGAACGCCGCGUUUUCGUGGGUGUAGAUGGGGGUAACGUCACUCGCGGCACUCGAGGGUGGCUUUCAAGUUCAAUGCGGAAGGUAUUUUGGGACACCCAAGUGCCUCGCGUUUUUUUGCCGUCCAUUAUUUGUCGAUUUCCAUCUGACGGCACGCAAGUCAAUGUUAGAAUAACGCAAUGAUUAGAAGGAAGAGGAAAAUGUUGGGCUGAGAAAUGCCCUUAGGAUCUUUCCAGAGACUAAGU
Molecule: messenger RNA, 3781 nt
Organism: Closterium sp. NIES-67
Lineage: Eukaryota; Viridiplantae; Streptophyta; Zygnematophyceae; Desmidiales; Closteriaceae
Source: the annotation of a GenBank genome assembly